ACAAUGGGAUCGGAUACAAAAGGCAUGAAGAAUACUAUGGAUAUUUUACUGUUUGGAAGCUGCAUAGGAGACGAAUACUUGGAAGGAAUUCACAAGCGCUACCGAACCACCUAUAUCCCGUGGUACAGAAAGUUCUUAGGAGUUCUCUGUUUGUAUACAGAAUCAUUCAGCACUAAGCGCAACCUGAAGCGAAGUAACACCAUUGUUAGAAGCAUCAGCACGGACUUCAACACCACUGACCCACUCACGUUACAUCGCCAAAUUGAGGACUUAUUAAGGAUAAGUUCUGGGGCCUGGUACAGCCACAUUCAAGCCUCGAAUGCAUCUAACAUAGCGAGUCAUAUUGUCACACAAGUUGUGAAGAAGAAAGACUCAGGUACACUAUCGGCACAGUACUACACUCAGGAUCAUCUUUAUUUAUGCGUUGUUAAACGUCUGUCCUGAGUCGACUUCAAUAAU
Molecule: messenger RNA, 459 nt
Organism: Priapulus caudatus
Lineage: Eukaryota; Metazoa; Priapulida; Priapulimorpha; Priapulimorphida; Priapulidae
Exons: 3
Coding region: 4-444 (146 amino acids)
Source: RefSeq, a predicted model, not a curated record